This is a messenger RNA of Parnassius apollo (apollo), 1011 nucleotides long. Lineage: Eukaryota; Metazoa; Arthropoda; Insecta; Lepidoptera; Papilionidae. The record is from the annotation of a GenBank genome assembly.
AUGCAGCGCUCCUCAAACGUUAAACAGGAAGUUAAGAAAUGCGUCGACCGUAGACAGACUCAACCAUCUAAAACCGCAGGGUCGUUAACGUACGUAACCGCUGCGUCGGUACCACCCCCGAAUGCCUGUAUCCUAUGUAAAGAUAAACAACACGGUAAUUUAUACAAUUGUGCGACCUUUCGUAAACAUUCACCCAGCGAACGUUAUAGAAUAGUAAGGACAAACAACUUAUGUCUGAAUUGUUUAAGAGAUAAGCAUUUAGUUGCAAAAUGCAAUUCUAGUUCCGCGUUUAACAAGUGCGCCAGAAAACAUCACACGUUGUUACAUUUCGAAAAUAGCAACAUAUCUGCGUCAAGUAAAGCAGACAAUGAAUUCACCCCUACUAAAGUCAACAAUUCUAGCGGUCGACCUGGUGAUGUCGCUCUGUGCUCAUUGACAAAUAUGGGAGCAAAGCCUCCUUCAACCGUUUUACUGGGUACAGCCCGUAUUGUAGUUAGGGAUUCGCGUGGAAACGAACAAAGCGUCCGUACACUGCUGGACAGCGGAGCCCAAAAUAGCUUUAUAACGCGACAAUGUUGUCAGCGCUUAGGAUUGUCAAUAUAUAGGGGACCUUCGUGUCCCGUAGUCAAGGGCAUCGGAGGUACUAGUAAAGUUACCCAGGGAUAUAUAAAUUUAAAAUUUUAUUCUCGGAUAGAUCCUAAUGUUAACUUUGAUAUAAAUGCACUAGUAGUAGAUAAAGUUACUGAACGUCUACCAACCGUUUCGGUUGACACCUCGGCAAUGAUUGAAUUUAAAAAUUUGACUCUGGCAGACGACACUUACGCCGUUCCUGGAAACAUAGACAUGCUCAUUGGACCAUCGCUUUUCUCUCAUCUUUUGUUAAACAAUAAGGUCAGGGGCAACUCCUCGCAUACCGCGCCUUACGCAUUGGAAACCGUCUUGGGCUAUGUCAUCGUUGGCUCCGCCCCACCCCCAUGGAUAGUAUCUCGGCAACCUCUUAUUGUUGUAUAG